AUGGACUCUACGUUCUUCGGGAACCAACUCCUGACAAUCCUGAUAAAUCCUACAAUCUCCAACGGGCUCUUCGACGCCAUUUUACCAACAAGUCACGUGGUACCAAUCCCCCUGGAGCCUAUUCCCCCCAGAGGCAUCUAUACGGAGAAGGGGCUCAGGGCCGUACUCAGCUACGAGAUGAAUAAUGAAGAGUUUGAUCUGAACAAACAUGAAACAGAAUCCCUGAUAACCAAACUGAAAGAGGAACUGGGAAUAGAAAAAUCAAGAUGUGAUUCUUCAGCCGGACUUUCUGACAUAUUGUCAAGACGAGAAUACCAAACCAAACCAAACAAACAUGCCAAACCAAACCAAACAAAGAAAAGGAAAGAAGAAUAUUUGACGGAAAAUAUAACGGAAGCAGAACUGGGUAAAUAUACAACAACGAUGGAGGAAAUUAUUGCUUCUCCAUCUCCUAGACCAUCUCCUAGACCUUCUCCUAGACCAUCUCCUAGACCUUCUCCUAGACCUUCUCCUAGACCAUCUCUUUCGCCAAAAUCACCAAGUCCCAAAAAAUCAGCAAACCUUCAAAAAACCCGAUCCAAAUCUACUACUGUCAAUCCUCCGGAACAGAGAGAUUCAAAUAAAGGAAACGAAAAACUUUUUGGAAAAACUUCAGCAAAAUCAGAUUUAAAAGGAGGAAAAAAUUUGUUGAGUGGUGGAGUAGAUAUUUCAAGAUUCAACGUGUCUUUCAAUGCUGGAGCUGGAGCUACGAACAUCACGGAAAGGAAGAAGAGUUCUGUUUUGAAACGGCUUGCAGCUAAUGCAGCUGCUGCUACUUCCAAUACUGCUUCUAAAAAACCAGAAGAAGAAGAAGAAGAAGAAGAUGAAGAAAAAGAUUAUUCUUCCCAGGCAUCAAGUGAUGAAGCUGAUGAGGUGGAAGAAGAUGUUGAAGAAGACGAGGAAGAUGAUGAUGACGAAGAUGUAUCCGAUGAAUCUGACAUUCAUACAGAAUAAUCUAAUCCUUGACUAUGUCGCAUGGUACAAGAAUUUUUCCGUUAAGUUGUACCGUAGAUUAGCUCAGUCGUACCGACCAGUCUAUGACUACCCGGUGGAAAGUCGACCCAGCACGUUUUAUACAAGAACUGUAGGCAGACAUUUACAAUCUUCAAUAUCAAAAAUUUUAUAUCUUGAUGAAUAAUCUAUUUAUCGAUAACCCUCCCUGUUUAGACUGCAUUUAUCUAAGACAAUUUUACACCAAAUUGUGAGACCCAUAAUAAUUCUUUGAUUCAGUAUAGUGAUACCUACUGAGAAAGCUGUAAUCUGUAAGAGUUUCGUCUGC
Molecule: messenger RNA, 1318 nt
Organism: Eurytemora carolleeae
Lineage: Eukaryota; Metazoa; Arthropoda; Copepoda; Calanoida; Temoridae
Product: clumping factor B
Exons: 9
Coding region: 1-993 (330 amino acids)
Source: RefSeq, a predicted model, not a curated record